CAAGUCUGAAAAAUAACCUGAAGUAUUUCAUGUACUAUAUAAUACUGUCUGGUAGCAGUUUAUUUAUUGUGUGUUGAGUGUGAACAAAGUCUAGUCUUGGACAUAACGUCAGUGCCUCGUAAUUAAAGUGUUUCUCCAUGGGUUCUCGUCUAAGACCUUAUAUGAGUGAUAAUGGACCUUUGAUCCUGGACGGUGGACUAGCAACUGAACUGGAAGCACAAGGAGCUAAUUUACAGGGAGAUCCGCUGUGGAGCGCCAGGCUUUUGCAUACUACUCCUCAGGCCAUACAAGAUGCUCAUUACAGGUUCCUCCUUAGUGGAGCUGAUGUCAUCACCACAGCUACAUACCAGGCAAGUAUUACAGGAUUCAUCACUCACCUGGACGUGAGCUCUGAAUGCGCCAGAGAGCUGCUGAUGUCUGGUGUUCAACUGGCCAAAGAGUCAGUGGAGAGAUUUGUCUCUGACAGUCGUCCGACAGGGCAGAGACAUCCCUUGGUGGCCGGCUCUGUUGGACCGUACGGGGCUUUUCUGCACAACGGCUCAGAGUACACUGGGUCUUAUGCAGAGGAGAUGAGUAUAGAGGAGCUUAAAGUUUGGCACCGGCCUCAGAUUGAUUGCUUAACAGCAGCAGGAGCUGAUCUCAUUGCUUUUGAGACAAUCCCAAGUCUGAAAGAGGCGGAGGCUCUGGUGGAGCUGCUGAGAGAGUUCCCGAGCUCUAAAGCCUGGCUCUCCUUCUCCUGUAAGGAUGGGAGGUGUAUAUCAGACGGCAGCCCCUUCACAGAUGCAGUGCAGAUGGCUCACAGAUGCACACAGCUGGUCGCUGUAGGAGUCAACUGCUGUUGUCCAGCCGUGGUGGAGCCGCUGCUGGAGUCUGCCGGGUCCCUGCUGAGCCCAGACAUGAGCUGGGUGGUGUACCCCAACAGUGGAGAAGACUGGGACACUGAGAGGGGGUGGUCAACACCAGUGAAAAAAUCAGCAUCGAUACCUGAGCUCAGUCGUACGUGGAUGAAGCGAGGAGCUGCUUUGAUCGGAGGUUGCUGCCGUAUUGGACCUGCACACAUAACAGAGUUACGACAGCAGUUAAAAGGAAGUUGCACGUCUCCAGCCUCUGCAGUGUGACUGGACGGAAAAUGUAAUGCUUGUUGUAAAGAAAGACGUCUGUUCCAGGAGCUUAUAAAAAUCUUAUUUUAUUGUAAAAUAAAUAAAUAAACCACUACAUCAAAUCCACGUGAGUACACAAAGACAUCUGUGUUGGGUCAGGGACAAAUGGCAGCACAAAGGUGCAAACAAAAGUGUGAGAACAGAUCUCGUCUGAAACUAAACCAUGCAGUCUUCACUUUCUGUGGUUCACAUUUUGUUUCCGGGUGAAUGAGGGAUUCCACGAUCAUCUUCUGUACAGCUCCUGUCUUUUUAAAAACUGGGAUCAUCUACACAACAGUCUCACUGUAGGUUUCACUAAGCACAACAAAAUGUCAGCUGCUUUCACAACACUUUGACUGGACGCUAUUUCCACUGAACUAACCACUGUACGUCAGGCGCAACACAAGCCCACUUACUGUACCUGUACAAUGAAGUGUGGAGCUGUGUGUGUUGUUAAACAGAAUUUACAGCAAAUGCAUCUUUGUCGUGUGUUUCCUAGACAGCACUAGUUGAAUGUAAUGUGCACUCUCACAGUAUCACUGCAGUCAGUUAAAGAUGAUAUGAUAUAAACAUACUUAAAUUCAGAGACACAUGUUUGUGAUUAGUAUUAAGAUGACAUGAAAAUAAUCCUGUGGUGUGACUAGAACAUGUAAGAACACCUAAACUACCACUUUUGGUUGAAAUACAUGGGUGGACAAAAUAAAAGAAACACCUUAUAGUGUGGUGGCCCUUUGAAGCUCACGUUGCCAAAAACCGUGUAAGUUUUGAUUCAGUCAACUUCGUGUUUGAGGCCAUAGUUCGACGUCUGCUGUCCCUCGUCAGUGAAGUUUUCUUCUGUUUGCAAUAUGUCAUCAUGAGUUUUGAGACUUAAAACAUUUGAAACUGAUGCUCAAGCAAUCCAGACAGCAACAUCUGUCCUCUGUGCGCCUGCAAAGGUGUCGCAUCGCUGCCUCGAAGGUCGACUUACAAAAACAGUAACAGUCAGAUCACGAUUAAAACUUGUUGCUCACCUCUAAAGAAUAAUCAAUUCAAUAUGGCUCACUUGUGUAGCUGCCUGUGUCACUGUGCUGGUGCAUCAGUCGCAGUCUAAUGACAUAAAUGUGCCAAAAGAAAAUCUUUCGAAAAUCGCGAGGACCAUCAAAGAGGAACAGUAGACCAAAACCACCCUCAAAAAAACACUGAACAACGCUACGGCCUCAAAGUGACAGUUGGGUUGAAUCUAAAUGUGACGUUAAUUCAGCAACAUUAAAGGAGAAGUCUGGUGAUAUUCUAUAUUUUUCUUGUUAUUAACAAAAUACCACAACUAACAAUGAAUGUAUCCAGCUAACGAGCAUUACAUGUGUAUGCAGAGCCUGGUGUCUCUGUAUCUAUUGUCCUAAUAUAUUGAAAACACAUCCGUGAGACGCGCUGUUGCACCGGUAUUAUGCUGCAGGAAAUCCUCACUAGAGCGCUGAUUGUGUAUUAAUCCACCGCAGAAAAUAGUCCCCUAAUAAAAUUCACAAUUUACUCCUCUUUGAAUAUUGUUUUUCUAAAAGCUACAGUGCCAAGCUGCGUUCGGACAUUAUUUAGCAUUUUUGUUAAAUGAAACUAUAUAUUUGUGAUACAUUUUUGAGGAUUUACGUCGUCGGUAGGAACCAGUGGGCUUGUGUAAGUGCUACAGACAGGGUAGAGGGGUCAGAGAGUACAGACAAGAGUGAAAUACAGAACAAUACCAGACUUAUUCUUCAAAUGUAUCUUAAGGC
Messenger RNA from Seriola dumerili (greater amberjack), 2881 nucleotides. Its product is annotated as homocysteine S-methyltransferase YbgG-like. Bases 138 to 1118 code for a protein of 326 amino acids. Gene Ontology annotation, molecular function: S-adenosylmethionine-homocysteine S-methyltransferase activity; zinc ion binding. Gene Ontology annotation, biological process: S-methylmethionine cycle. The record is from RefSeq and is a predicted model, not a curated record. Lineage: Eukaryota; Metazoa; Chordata; Actinopteri; Carangiformes; Carangidae. The transcript is spliced from 8 exons.